AUGGAAACCCUUGUGCCAGGACGGAUGGUCAGGGCUGGACUCCUGCUGCUGCCCCUUCUCCUCUGCUUUGGGCUCAGAGACUGCCAGACCGCGAUCAACCUGACCGCGCUCAGAGACAUCGUGGAUCAUGUAGAUAAGUAUGGGUUCACAACUGAAUACGCCUUCGCUGUCAGCCUGAACAAAUCCUAUUGCCAGAACGCAACUGAUAUAAAAGCCGUGCUGCCCCUUGAUGAGCUGAGGGCCAUGCAGGCAGCCAUUAAUGAAGGGGACCGCCUGUACAACCCAAGCCAAGGGAACAUCGUGGCUGCUGCGGUGCCCAACAAGCCCAGGGAGCACGCCGAGCGGCGCCUGCUCCAGGGAGACCAGGACAGCCCCGUGUCGAAGCUCCUGGCCCGGACCUCCAGGGAGAACAACAAUAACAUCUGCCUGAUCUUCUUCACCCUCAAUUCACCCUGUGUGGGGAAGUGCCUGAAUGAUAAAACGCAGUACAACAUCCUACAGCCGGUGAGCGACAUCUUCGGCUCCAUCCGCGACAACUACAAGGCCUUCGUCUUCCAGAAGAUCUGGUAUGAACGGAAUGAGACACGUGAGAGCCUGCUGAAGGCCUGGCACCAGAUGAAGAACGUGCCCCUGUAUCGCUGCGACAACACAGGCUGCAAGGACUGCUUUGGGAACAACCCUGACGCCUGCAUGUACGGGAUGUGAGCCGUGGAGCGGCUGCCGCUCCCACCUGGCAGGGGGUAGUAGGGAAAAUCAGGGGGCCCAGGGGAGAGCACAGGAUG
Mauremys mutica (yellowpond turtle) is the source of this 782-nucleotide messenger RNA. RefSeq lists its product as uncharacterized. The record is from RefSeq and is a predicted model, not a curated record. Bases 1 to 705 code for a protein of 234 amino acids. Lineage: Eukaryota; Metazoa; Chordata; Testudines; Geoemydidae. The transcript has 3 exons.